Messenger RNA from Calliphora vicina (urban bluebottle blowfly), 810 nucleotides. Its product is annotated as thyrotroph embryonic factor. Gene Ontology annotation, biological process: regulation of transcription by RNA polymerase II. NCBI's taxonomy places the organism in Eukaryota, Metazoa, Arthropoda, Insecta, Diptera, Calliphoridae. Gene Ontology annotation, cellular component: nucleus. Gene Ontology annotation, molecular function: RNA polymerase II cis-regulatory region sequence-specific DNA binding; DNA-binding transcription factor activity, RNA polymerase II-specific. The coding region runs from base 72 to 665 and encodes 197 amino acids. The record is from RefSeq and is a predicted model, not a curated record. The transcript has 3 exons.
CUUAUCAUAAUUUGAUAAAGGAUACACAAACUCAACCGCAACUAGAUACAAUUUUACCGCACAACUAUGAAAUGGAGAGAACGCCACCGACCUCUCCCAUUUUGGAUGUAAUGGACAGCUCAACAUUGGAACAGUUACCGACGGAAUUGGAAAAUACAACAAUGGAUUCUAGCAAAUUGCCAUCGAACGAUAAUGCACUCCCCAUACCCAAUAUAAACGUGUUACCUUUGUCUGGAGCCUCUUCAGCACUUUUGAACCAUCAGACCGCAUUACCAGCAUUUGAGUAUUUGACGCCAGCCGUUCGCAACAUAAGUCCGGUUGACUUUCCAUUAAUGGAACUAAAUCGUGUGGGUGGUAUGUUUCCAUCAUUUUUACACCGCCGGCCUAGAGGAGAAAAGAGGCCAAUUCCAGAAGAACAAAAGGAUGAUAAAUACUAUGAAAGAAGAAAACGCAAUAAUGAAGCAGCGAAAAAAUCACGAGAUGCUCGUAAAAUACGAGAAGAUCGUAUUGCAUUCAGGGCGGCCUUUCUGGAGCAAGAAAAUUCAUUGUUAAGAGCACAAGUAAUGGCACUCAGAGAUGAAUUACAAACAAUGAGACAGAUAAUUGGUAGGAAAUAUCGCUCAAUUGCCAUUUCAAGCCGUUCUAUGCAGAUUUGCAGCUGUUAACGAAAAGCAAUCUCUUUCACCGGAAAAAUGUAAAAAUGGCGUAGAAAAAUUGUGUGAAAUGAUCCUUAACAAAUCGAUGGAUGUUAAAGUUAUAUCUCACUAUGAGGAUUUAUUUAUUUCUUUUGUAGACAAGAAUGAAUAUCCC